This is a messenger RNA of Chinchilla lanigera (long-tailed chinchilla), 847 nucleotides long. It is a transcript of the gene Foxd1, whose product is annotated as forkhead box D1. The record is from RefSeq and is a predicted model, not a curated record. NCBI's taxonomy places the organism in Eukaryota, Metazoa, Chordata, Mammalia, Rodentia, Chinchillidae.
GGCUGUGGGCCCGGCCGCCGCGCUUACGCGCUCCCUGGUGGUCGCCGCUGCGGCCGCCGCCUCCUCCGUGUCCUCCUCGGCCGCCCUGGGGACGCUGCACCCGGGGACGGCCCUGUCGAGUGUGGAGAACUUUACUGCUAGGAUUUCCAAUUGUUAAGAGCGCUCGGUGGGCGCGCGUGAGGAGGAGAAGGUAGGACUCCGGCCGCUUUCCGGGUUUGGCUUCGGUUCUCUCGCCGCGCCGGGUCGGUGUCCGUGCGCUCCUCCGGGCCUCCCGCCCUCGCGCCGAUUCGCCGCUGCGGACUCGCGGAGCAGACUGUCGGCCGGAGCUCGCGCGCCUCGGCUCGGGGUCCCCCUAUUUAUGCAAAGUCGCCCUAUGCUGCAGCCCCGCCGGGCGAGAAAGAGAGUGCUGGUGGGGCUUCGCCCUGUCUAGGCACUGGGGGCUUCCUUGACUUUUGGCAAACCGAUAAAAAGAAAAAACAGUCGAAGCCUUUUGAGGUGUAGAAAUUCUCAGGUCCAGGCGUUUUUUUAAAAAAAUAACGUUCGAAUGAAGAAUAACAAAAAAGUAAGGGUCGCAAAGAACGACUUUUACCCGAGGACACUUGUCUGGUGCGCUCUUUCAUAAAAAGGAGAAAAUGGUUAACAUGUUUACAGAAGAAACAAAAGUCGAAAUUAUCAUUUCUUAUUUUAACCUGUGUUUUGUAUCAUAAUAGACAUGCGGAAUUUUUAUUUUGUACCUAACUGCAUAUUCUUUACAAGGAGUAUUGUAAAUUUUACUGGCAAUUAUUAUUGUACUAUUCUAAUGUAAGAUUUUUACACUUUUUCAGAAAUAAAAUGCUUAAUUUUCAAA